Messenger RNA from Xyrauchen texanus (razorback sucker), 3351 nucleotides. It is a transcript of the gene best1, whose product is annotated as bestrophin 1. The coding region runs from base 648 to 2699 and encodes 683 amino acids. The transcript has 8 exons. Gene Ontology annotation, molecular function: chloride channel activity. NCBI's taxonomy places the organism in Eukaryota, Metazoa, Chordata, Actinopteri, Cypriniformes, Catostomidae. The record is from RefSeq and is a predicted model, not a curated record.
UCAACUGCCGUCACAUCAUGAGUUGUAAGUACGGUUAUUUUUUCUAACGGAUACAUUGCUUUAGGCAUGGGUCAUUCUGGUUAUGCAGUACCUUAAAGUGAAGUUAAUACUAAGAAAAGCUCAAACCUCAUUUGUUUGCACAUUGGUUUGAUAUUUUAUCAUUUUAUGUAAUGACAUUCAGGCAUUUUUUUAAGUGUAGCUUAAGUGUCCAAUACUUUUCAGGGCCAGUGUACAGUAUAUGAUGGGCUCAACAUAAUAUGCAGCAUAGCAGGAAUGACCCAAAUAAAGGAAAGAGGAGAAGCAGUGGCACUUUAUGAUUUAAUUAUUUAACUUGUUUUAAAACGAUUUGAAGUUAUAUGUUGCAUUAACUGUGUUUUUUCUCUCUCAUUGUCCAUGCAUCCCCUAUAUAUUGGCUUGUUGCAAUCAGCUUAUAGGCAUUUGGUGCAAACUAACAUCAAAAUAGCAUGCAUAAUGUAAUUCAGCCAGCAGCUAGUGCAUGUGUGUCUGGAGUGUUUGUGGGUUGUUGGGUUGCUUUUUGUUCAGCUUAUUAUCUAAGAAUCGAAGAUAAAGGGAAAUAACAGCUGAAUCAGUAGAAACAUCAGUGAUUGAAGGGCUGUGAAUGCUCCUUCUGACCAGAGCGGGCAGCGAUGACGGUGACGUAUUCACUGCGGGUGGCAGAUGCACGCCUGGGCACCUUCUAUCGCCUUCUUCUGCGGUGGAAGGGAAGUGUCUAUAAACUGUUAUAUCGAGAGCUGCUCAUCUUUACUACACUGUAUUGCACUAUCAGUGUUACAUACAGGUGUCUAUUGGAUGAAGGACAGCGGAGGAUGUUUGAAAAGCUGUCCAUGUACUGUGAUCAGUAUGCUCAACUAAUCCCUGUUUCAUUCGUACUGGGUUUCUACGUGACUCUUGUGGUCUCUCGUUGGUGGGGUCAGUUCGAGAGCAUCCCAUGGCCGGAUCGCCUGGCAGCGUUGGUUAGUGGACACGUGCGAGGCACUGAUGAAGGGGCCAGACUCUUUCGCAGGAGUCUGGUGCGCUACGCCAACCUAUCCGGCAUCCUCAUCUACCGAUCGGUCAGCACUGCCGUCUACAAGAGGUUCCCAACCAUGGGUCACCUUGUUCAGGCAGGUCUGAUGACCACUGAGGAACUGAGGCAGUUAGAGGAACUGCCCUCCCCACAUAAUAAGUUUUGGGUUCCGUGCAUGUGGUUUGUUAGUCUCGCCAUGAGAGCACGAUCAGAAGGACGAAUUAAUAAUGACGUCGCUAUGACGGCCAUCCUUAACGUGGUAACUGUGGCUGUGUACAGCUUCUUUUUGGCUUGUCUGAUUGGUCGGCAGUUUCUUGACCCCGCCCAAGGUUAUCCAGGCCACAGCCUCGACUUCUACCUGCCGGUCUUCACCUUACUGCAAUUCUUCUUCUAUGUUGGAUGGCUCAAGGUGGCUGAGCAGCUCAUUAACCCAUUUGGCGAGGACGAUGACGACUUUGAGACAAACUGGUUGGUGGACCGUAAUUUACAGGUGUCUCUACUGUCAGUGGAUGAGAUGUAUGAUCUGGUUCCUCUGGUUGAGAGAGAUAAAUACUGGAAUGAAUCUGAACCACAGCCGCCGUACACAGCUGCUAGUGCAGAACACCGCAAACCAUCAUACAUGGGGUCUGCUCUGGACAUCAGUGUUCCCAAAGAGAAAAUGGAAUUCCAGCACAAUCUGGAGCAGAUUAAGGAACAUGAAGAGGCCAACCAUUCCACUCCUUUCCUGGGCAGCUUGAGUCACCUUCUAGGCGUCCAGUCCCCUAGUGUCCACCGCUCAACUCCCUCAUCCCGAGUCUCCCUCCUGCGGCGUCGCCCUCAAGCUCCUUUCUCUCGUUUUCCCCUUUACCUCCACCCCGGAAGCUCUCCAAUGCCCAACCAUGUCCGGAAUGCUACAGAACAUGACAUGGCAGAGGACGCCUUCUCCUCCAUGCCUCUAUACGAAAGACCUGGAUUUUACAGCUGUCCUCAAACACCUAUCCACUGCGUACCACCGCCCAUUCCACGCCCAAGACCUCGAAGAGUGCAGGGAGACUGUGUAAACAGCUCUGGCUCCCUGGCACAAACUCUUGUGGGGUCACAAGUCCUGGCUCCACCAGAUACGCCUGGGAAUCUGCCGCCACCUCCUUCAUCCGCCUUCCCUUGGGUGGGCGAAGACAGUGAACAUUCAGCGGUUCCCACUUUCUCCUUCCCUGACCCCGUGCCUGAGUUGAGCAUGUUACCCAAAGCACGGCCAAGUCAAGGGCUGUUGUCGCGCUGUCCCCUACCUCUGCGACUCUCUCUGGACACAUCGCCAUCUGGAGAGGGGCAGUCAGCACCCACAAGUGCUCGGAUUGUUGGGGCACCAGGGGAGAGGGUGUUUUCAUUUACACCUCCAUUGUGGCCACAAUCUCAGAUGAACACCGCCAGUUCAGGGAGUGUAAAUGCGGCAACAACGACAAAUAGUACCAACAACAUCAACAGUACGGGAAACCUGUGCAACGGCACUGCAAAUAUCCCCUGGCCAAUCAACAGAAUCAACACAGCAAACACAGUCAAUUUUGUCAAUACAAGUCCCCCCGCGACUCGGCAGAUAGCCAAUCAGCACAACUCGCCCAAUGACUCUGGGAUCUCAUUGGCUGAUGGGGAACUGUUGGGUAGGGGGCGUGCUGGCGUGAAAACUAGCUCUGAGUGAGCAGGACCUCCUGUGAUCCACAUUUCUAUGUGAUUGGUCAGCCAAUGUUUGUUUGUCAUAAUAGAGCACAAUAGUCUGUUUCGGCCAACAAAGUGCACCAAAAGAGCUCUGCAGCAUCCGCCCAUUCCCAUUCCCACUGUAAAUUACGCAAUCGAGUCGCUCUCUGUACACUUUAAAACGACUUAUAUAUUUGUAUGUGUCUGUAUAUUUUGCAAUAAAGUUCAAAUAUAUUUCUAUAGUUAUAAUCAGAAACUUCAAAUCAAUAGUUUUGUAUUUUUCUGUUGUUGUACUUUGAUUACGUUAUUCCAAAUGUUUCAUGGGAUUGUAGUUCAUUCCCUUAUUAAAAGAUGUUAAGUAGCCAGUCUUGCACCUUUUGUCUUUUUGUGUGAUUUUGCGCUCAAUGGCCGUUCCUACUGUUAGAUGAUCUCCCAUUGUUUACAUGCAUUGCAUUGCAUUGCUGCUCAUUUGCAUAAAGUUAAACUAUUCCCAACUUUGGAAUGGUAACAGCUGCGGAAACUCAUGUGGCUUUAAAGAAAACUUCCGGAUUUGGACUAAGACGUAUAUUAAACGUGAUCUGUAAUUCUUCCGUCUUGACUUACGCACUUCCCAAACUGUCACUGGUGCACAACCAACUUCUCAAACAUAAUGCAUC